AUGAUUGAGUGGAUAGCUUUUUACUUGAAAAGUCAAUAUUCGGAUUAUCGAAUGUGCGAAAUGGCCAAAAUUAAUGUUACAAGAGUAGUGGCCCACCUGCAGGAUGGCGUCGUGUCGGUGGUCGCGCGGCGGCGCGGCGCCGAGCGCGGCGUGCGCGUGGCGCCGGCCCCGCGCGUCCGGCACCAGCCGCCGCCGCCGCCGCGCGUCGUCCUCCCACGAGUCCAGCUUCCAGAACUGGCUCACGCUUCUGAGCGAUCAAAACCAUACCUGUACACUCACCCGUGGUGCGGCGCGGCGUGGUCGGCGGAGUGGUGCAGCUUGUCGAGCAGGCGCGCGGCGCGGCGCGGUCGCUCCCCUGUACCGUACAGUGUACACUCACCCGUGGUGCGGCGCGGCGCGGUCGCUCCCCUGUACCGUACAGUGUACACUCACCCGUGGUGCGGCGCGGCGCGGUCGCUCCCCUGUACCGUACAGUGUACACUCACCCGUGGUGCGGCGCGGCGCGGUCGCUCCCCUGUACCGUACAGUGUACACUCACCCGUGGUGCGGCGCGGCGCGGUCGCUCCCCUGUACCGUACAGUGUACACUCACCCGUGGUGCGGCGCGGCGCGGUCGCUCCCCUGUACCGUACAGUGUACACUCACCCGUGGUGCGGCGCGGCGCGGUCGCUCCCCUGUACCGUACAGUGUACACUCACCCGUGGUGCGGCGCGGCGCGGUCGCUCCCCUGUACCGUACAGUGUACACUCACCCGUGGUGCGGCGCGGCGUGGUCGGCGGAGUGGUGCAGCUUGUCGAGCAGGCGCGCGGCGCGGCGCGGUCGCUCCCCUGUACCGUACAGUGUACACUCACCCGUGGUGCGGCGCGGCGUGGUCGGCGGAGUGGUGCAGCUUGUCGAGCAGGCGCGCGGCGCGGCGCGGUCGCUCCCCUGUACCGUACAGUGUACACUCACCCGUGGUGCGGCGCGGCGCGGUCGCUCCCCUGUACCGUACAGUGUACACUCACCCGUGGUGCGGCGCGGCGCGGUCGCUCCCCUGUACCGUACAGUGUACACUCACCCGUGGUGCGGCGCGGCGCGGUCGCUCCCCUGUACCGUACAGUGUACACUCACCCGUGGUGCGGCGCGGCGCGGUCGCUCCCCUGUACCGUACAGUGUACACUCACCCGUGGUGCGGCGCGGCGCGGUCGCUCCCCUGUACCGUACAGUGUACACUCACCCGUGGUGCGGCGCGGCGCGGUCGCUCCCCUGUACCGUACAGUGUACACUCACCCGUGGUGCGGCGCGGCGCGGUCGCUCCCCUGUACCGUACAGUGUACACUCACCCGUGGUGCGGCGCGGCGUGGUCGGCGGAGUGGUGCAGCUUGUCGAGCAGGCGCGCGGCGCGGCGCGGUCGCUCCCCUGUACCGUACAGUGUACACUCACCCGUGGUGCGGCGCGGCGUGGUCGGCGGAGUGGUGCAGCUUGUCGAGCAGGCGCGCGGCGCGGCGCGGUCGCUCCCCUGUACCGUACAGUGUACACUCACCCGUGGUGCGGCGCGGCGCGGUCGCUCCCCUGUACCGUACAGUGUACACUCACCCGUGGUGCGGCGCGGCGCGGUCGCUCCCCUGUACCGUACAGUGUACACUCACCCGUGGUGCGGCGCGGCGCGGUCGCUCCCCUGUACCGUACAGUGUACACUCACCCGUGGUGCGGCGCGGCGCGGUCGCUCCCCUGUACCGUACAGUGUACACUCACCCGUGGUGCGGCGCGGCGCGGUCGCUCCCCUGUACCGUACAGUGUACACUCACCCGUGGUGCGGCGCGGCGUGGUCGGCGGAGUGGUGCAGCUUGUCGAGCAGGCGCGCGGCGCGGCGCGGUCGCUCCCCUGUACCGUACAGUGUACACUCACCCGUGGUGCGGCGCGGCGCGGUCGCUCCCCUGUACCGUACAGUGUACACUCACCCGUGGUGCGGCGCGGCGUGGUCGGCGGAGUGGUGCAGCUUGUCGAGCAGGCGCGCGGCGCGGCGCGGUCGCUCCCCUGUACCGUACAGUGUACACUCACCCGUGGUGCGGCGCGGCGCGGUCGCUCCCCUGUACCGUACAGUGUACACUCACCCGUGGUGCGGCGCGGCGCGGUCGCUCCCCUGUACCGUACAGUGUACACUCACCCGUGGUGCGGCGCGGCGUGGUCGGCGGAGUGGUGCAGCUUGUCGAGCAGGCGCGCGGCGCGGCGCGGUCGCUCCCCUGUACCGUACAGUGUACACUCACCCGUGGUGCGGCGCGGCGCGGUCGCUCCCCUGUACCGUACAGUGUACACUCACCCGUGGUGCGGCGCGGCGCGGUCGCUCCCCUGUACCGUACAGUGUACACUCACCCGUGGUGCGGCGCGGCGUGGUCGGCGGAGUGGUGCAGCUUGUCGAGCAGGCGCGCGGCGCGGCGCGGUCGCUCCCCUGUACCGUACAGUGUACACUCACCCGUGGUGCGGCGCGGCGCGGUCGCUCCCCUGUACCGUACAGUGUACACUCACCCGUGGUGCGGCGCGGCGCGGUCGCUCCCCUGUACCGUACAGUGUACACUCACCCGUGGUGCGGCGCGGCGCGGUCGCUCCCCUGUACCGUACAGUGUACACUCACCCGUGGUGCGGCGCGGCGUGGUCGGCGGAGUGGUGCAGCUUGUCGAGCAGGCGCGCGGCGCGGCGCGGUCGCUCCCCUGUACCGUACAGUGUACACUCACCCGUGGUGCGGCGCGGCGCGGUCGCUCCCCUGUACCGUACAGUGUACACUCACCCGUGGUGCGGCGCGGCGCGGUCGCUCCCCUGUACCGUACAGUGUACACUCACCCGUGGUGCGGCGCGGCGCGGUCGCUCCCCUGUACCGUACAGUGUACACUCACCCGUGGUGCGGCGCGGCGUGGUCGGCGGAGUGGUGCAGCUUGUCGAGCAGGCGCGCGGCGCGGCGCGGUCGCUCCCCUGUACCGUACAGUGUACACUCACCCGUGGUGCGGCGCGGCGCGGUCGCUCCCCUGUACCGUACAGUGUACACUCACCCGUGGUGCGGCGCGGCGCGGUCGCUCCCCUGUACCGUACAGUGUACACUCACCCGUGGUGCGGCGCGGCGUGGUCGGCGGAGUGGUGCAGCUUGUCGAGCAGGCGCGCGGCGCGGCGCGGUCGCUCCCCUGUACCGUACAGUGUACACUCACCCGUGGUGCGGUGCGGCGCGGUCGCUCCCCUGUACCGUACAGUGUACACUCACCCGUGGUGCGGCGCGGCGUGGUCGGCGGAGUGGUGCAGCUUGUCGAGCAGGCGCGCGGCGCGGCGCGGUCGCUCCCCUGUACCGUACAGUGUACACUCACCCGUGGUGCGGCGCGGCGUGGUCGGCGGAGUGGUGCAGCUUGUCGAGCAGGCGCGCGGCGCGGCGCGGUCGCUCCCCUGUACCGUACAGUGUACACUCACCCGUGGUGCGGCGCGGCGUGGUCGGCGGAGUGGUGCAGCUUGUCGAGCAGGCGCGCGGCGCGGCGCGGUCGCUCCCCUGUACCGUACAGUGUACACUCACCCGUGGUGCGGCGCGGCGCGGUCGCUCCCUCUGUACCGUACAGUGUACACUCACCCGUGGUGCGGCGCGGCGUGGUCGGCGGAGUGGUGCAGCUUGUCGAGCAGGCGCGCGGCGCGGCGCGGUCGCUCCCCUGUACGGUACAGUGUACACUCACCCGUGGUGCGGCGCGGCGUGGUCGGCGGAGUGGUGCAGCUUGUCGAGCAGGCGCGCGGCGCGGCGCGGUCGCUCCCCUGUACCGUACAGUGUACACUCACCCGUGGUGCGGCGCGGCGUGGUCGGCGGAGUGGUGCAGCUUGUCGAGCAGGCGCGCGGCGCGGCGCGGUCGCUCCCCUGUACCGUACAGUGUACACUCACCCGUGGUGCGGCGCGGCGUGGUCGGCGGAGUGGUGCAGCUUGUCGAGCAGGCGCGCGGCGCGGCGCGGUCGCUCCCCUGUACCGUACAGUGUACACUCACCCGUGGUGCGGCGCGGCGCGGUCGGCGGAGUGGUGCAGCUUGUCGAGCAGGCGCGCGGCGCGGCGCGGUCGCUCCCCUGUACCGUACAGUGUACACUCACCCGUGGUGCGGCGCGGCGCGGUCGCUCCCCUGUACCGUACAGUGUACACUCACCCGUGGUGAGGCGCGGCGCGGUCGCUCCCCUGUACCGUACAGUGUACACUCACCCGUGGUGCGGCGCGGCGCGGUCGCUCCCCUGUACCGUACAGUGUACACUCACCCGUGGUGCGGCGCGGCGUGGUCGGCGGAGUGGUGCAGCUUGUCGAGCAGGCGCGCGGCGCGGCGCGGUCGCUCCCCUGUACCGUACAGUGUACACUCACCCGUGGUGCGGCGCGGCGCGGUCGCUCCCCUGUACCGUACAGUGUACACUCACCCGUGGUGCGGCGCGGCGCGGUCGCUCCCCUGUACCGUACAGUGUACACUCACCCGUGGUGCGGCGCGGCGUGGUCGGCGGAGUGGUGCAGCUUGUCGAGCAGGCGCGCGGCGCGGCGCGGUCGCUCCCCUGUACCGUACAGUGUACACUCACCCGUGGUGCGGCGCGGCGUGGUCGGCGGAGUGGUGCAGCUUGUCGAGCAGGCGCGCGGCGCGGCGCGGUCGCUCCCCUGUACCGUACAGUGUACACUCACCCGUGGUGCGGCGCGGCGCGGUCGCUCCCCUGUACCGUACAGUGUACACUCACCCGUGGUGCGGCGCGGCGUGGUCGGCGGAGUGGUGCAGCUUGUCGAGCAGGCGCGCGGCGCGGCGCGGUCGCUCCCCUGUACCGUACAGUGUACACUCACCCGUGGUGCGGCGCGGCGCGGUCGCUCCCCUGUACCGUACAGUGUACACUCACCCGUGGUGCGGCGCGGCGCGGUCGCUCCCCUGUACCGUACAGUGUACACUCACCCGUGGUGCGGCGCGGCGCGGUCGCUCCCCUGUACCGUACAGUGUACACUCACCCGUGGUGCGGCGCGGCGCGGUCGCUCCCCUGUACCGUACAGUGUACACUCACCCGUGGUGCGGCGCGGCGCGGUCGCUCCCCUGUACCGUACAGUGUACACUCACCCGUGGUGCGGCGCGGCGUGGUCGGCGGCGUGGUGCAGCUAGUCGAGCAGGCGCGCGGCGCGGCGCGGUCGCUCCCCUGUACCGUACAGUGUACACUCACCCGUGGUGCGGCGCGGCGUGGUCGGCGGAGUGGUGCAGCUUGUCGAGCAGGCGCGCGGCGCGGCGCGGUCGCUCCGCUGUACCGUACAGUGUGCACUCACCCGUGGUGCGGCGCGGCGCGGUCGCUCCCCUGUACCGUACAGUGUACACUCACCCGUGGUGCGGCGCGGCGCGGUCGCUCCCCUGUACCGUACAGUGUACACUCACCCGUGGUGCGGCGCGGCGUGGUCGGCGGAGUGGUGCAGCUUGUCGAGCAGGCGCGCGGCGCGGCGCGGUCGCUCCCCUGUACCGUACAGUGUACACUCACCCGUGGUGCGGCGCGGCGCGGUCGCUCCCCUGUACCGUACAGUGUACACUCACCCGUGGUGCGGUGCGGCGUGGUCGGCGGAGUGGUGCAGCUUGUCGAGCAGGCGCGCGGCGCGGCGCGGUCGCUCCCCUGUACCGUACAGUGUACACUCACCCGUGGUGCGGCGCGGCGCGGUCGCUCCCCUGUACCGUACAGUGUACACUCACCCGUGGUGCGGCGCGGCGCGGUCGCUCCCCUGUACCGUACAGUGUACACUCACCCGUGGUGCGGCGCGGCGCGGUCGCUCCCCUGUACCGUACAGUGUACACUCACCCGUGGUGCGGCGCGGCGUGGUCGGCGGAGUGGUGCAGCUUGUCGAGCAGGCGCGCGGCGCGGCGCGGUCGCUCCCCUGUACCGUACAGUGUACACUCACCCGUGGUGCGGCGCGGCGCGGUCGCUCCCCUGUACCGUACAGUGUACACUCACCCGUGGUGCGGCGCGGCGCGGUCGCUCCCCUGUACCGUACAGUGUACACUCACCCGUGGUGCGGCGCGGCGUGGUCGGCGGAGUGGUGCAGCUUGUCGAGCAGGCGCGCGGCGCGGCGCGGUCGCUCCCCUGUACCGUACAGUGUACACUCACCCGUGGUGCGGCGCGGCGCGGUCGGCGGAGUGGUGCAGCUUGUCGAGCAGGCGCGCGGCGCGGCGCGGUCGCUCCCCUGUACCGUACAGUGUACACUCACCCGUGGUGCGGCGCGGCGUGGUCGGCGGAGUGGUGCAGCUUGUCGAGCAGGCGCGCGGCGCGGCGCGGUCGCUCCCCUGUACCUUACAGUGUACACUCACCCGUGGUGCGGCGCGGCGCGGUCGCUCCCCUGUACCGUACAGUGUACACUCACCCGUGGUGCGGCGCGGCGCGGUCGCUCCCCUGUACCGUACAGUGUACACUCACCCGUGGUGCGGCGCGGCGCGGUCGCUCCCCUGUACCGUACAGUGUACACUCACCCGUGGUGCGGCGCGGCGCGGUCGCUCCCCUGUACCGUACAGUGUACACUCACCCGUGGUGCGGCGCGGCGCGGUCGCUCCCCUGUACCGUACAGUGUACACUCACCCGUGGUGCGGCGCGGCGCGGUCGCUCCCCUGUACCGUACAGUGUACACUCACCCGUGGUGCGGCGCGGCGUGGUCGGCGGAGUGGUGCAGCUUGUCGAGCAGGCGCGCGGCGCGGCGCGGUCGCUCCCCUGUACCGUACAGUGUACACUCACCCGUGGUGCGGCGCGGCGCGGUCGCUCCCCUGUACCGUACAGUGUACACUCACCCGUGGUGCGGCGCGGCGCGGUCGCUCCCCUGUACCGUACAGUGUACACUCACCCGUGGUGCGGCGCGGCGCGGUCGCUCCCCUGUACCGUACAGUGUACACUCACCCGUGGUGCGGCGCGGCGUGGUCGGCGGAGUGGUGCAGCUUGUCGAGCAGGCGCGCGGCGCGGCGCGGUCGCUCCCCUGUACCGUACAGUGUACACUCACCCGUGGUGCGGCGCGGCGCGGUCGCUCCCCUGUACCGUACAGUGUACACUCACCCGUGGUGCGGCGCGGCGCGGUCGCUCCCCUGUACCGUACAGUGUACACUCACCCGUGGUGCGGCGCGGCGCGGUCGCUCCCCUGUACCGUACAGUGUACACUCACCCGUGGUGCGGCGCGGCGUGGUCGGCGGAGUGGUGCAGCUUGUCGAGCAGGCGCGCGGCGCGGCGCGGUCGCUCCCCUGUACCGUACAGUGUACACUCACCCGUGGUGCGGCGCGGCGUGGUCGGCGGAGUGGUGCAGCUUGUCGAGCAGGCGCGCGGCGCGGCGCGGUCGCUCCCCUGUACCGUACAGUGUACACUCACCCGUGGUGCGGCGCGGCGCGGUCGCUCCCCUGUACCGUACAGUGUACACUCACCCGUGGUGCGGCGCGGCGUGGUCGGCGGAGUGGUGCAGCUUGUCGAGCAGGCGCGCGGCGCGGCGCGGUCGCUCCCCUGUACCGUACAGUGUACACUCACCCGUGGUGCGGCGCGGCGUGGUCGGCGGCGUGGUGCAGCUUGUCGAGCAGGCGCGCGGCGCGGCGCGGUCGCUCCCCUGUACCGUACAGUGUACACUCACCCGUGGUGCGGCGCGGCGCGGUCGCUCCCCUGUACCGUACAGUGUACACUCACCCGUGGUGCGGCGCGGCGCGGUCGCUCCCCUGUACCGUACAGUGUACACUCACCCGUGGUGCGGCGCGGCGUGGUCGGCGGAGUGGCGCAGCUUGUCGAGCAGGCGCGCGGCGCGGCGCGGUCGCUCCCCUGUACCGUACAGUGUACACUCACCCGUGGUGCGGCGCGGCGCGGUCGCUCCCCUGUACCGUACAGUGUACACUCACCCGUGGUGCGGCGCGGCGUGGUCGGCGGAGUGGUGCAGCUUGUCGAGCAGGCGCGCGGCGCGGCGCGGUCGCUCCCCUGUACCGUACAGUGUACACUCACCCGUGGUGCGGCGCGGCGUGGGCGGCGGAGCGGUGCAGCUUGUCGAGCAGGCGCGCGGCGCGGCGCGGUCGCUCCCCUGUACCGUACAGUGUACACUCACCCGUGGUGCGGCGCGGCGUGGUCGGCGGAGUGGUGCAGCUUGUCGAGCAGGCGCGCGGCGCGGCGCGGUCGCUCCCCUGUACCGUACAGUGUACACUCACCCGUGGUGCGGCGCGGCGCGGUCGCUCCCCUGUACCGUACAGUGUACACUCACCCGUGGUGCGGCGCGGCGUGGUCGGCGGAGUGGUGCAGCUUGUCGAGCAGGCGCGCGGCGCGGCGCGGUCGCUCCCCUGUACCGUACAGUGUACACUCACCCGUGGUGCGGCGCGGCGCGGUCGCUCCCCUGUACCGUACAGUGUACACUCACCCGUGGUGCGGCGCGGCGUGGUCGGCGGAGUGGUGCAGCUUGUCGAGCAGGCGCGCGGCGCGGCGCGGUCGCUCCCCUGUACCGUACAGUGUACACUCACCCGUGGUGCGGCGCGGCGUGGUCGGCGGAGUGGUGCAGCUUGUCGAGCAGGCGCGCGGCGCGGCGCGGUCGCUCCCCUGUACCGUACAGUGUACACUCACCCGUGGUGCGGCGCGGCGUGGUCGGCGGAGUGGUGCAGCUUGUCGAGCAGGCGCGCGGCGCGGCGCGGUCGCUCCCCUGUACCGUACAGUGUACACUCACCCGUGGUGCGGCGCGGCGUGGUCGGCGGAGUGGUGCAGCUUGUCGAGCAGGCGCGCGGCGCGGCGCGGUCGCUCCCCUGUACCGUACAGUGUACACUCACCCGUGGUGCGGCGCGGCGUGGUCGGCGGAGUGGUGCAGCUUGUCGAGCAGGCGCGCGGCGCGGCGCGGUCGCUCCCCUGUACCGUACAGUGUACACUCACCCGUGGUGCGGCGCGGCGUGGUCGGCGGCGCGGUGCAGCUUGUCGAGCAGGCGCGCGGCGCGGCGCGGUCGCUCCCCUGUACCGUACAGUGUACACUCACCCGUGGUGCGGCGCGGCGCGGUCGGCGGAGUGGUGCAGCUUGUCGAGCAGGCGCGCGGCGCGGCGCGGUCGCUCCCCUGUACCGUACAGUGUACACUCACCCGUGGUGCGGCGCGGCGUGGUCGGCGGAGUGGUGCAGCUUGUCGAGCAGGCGCGCGGCGGCGGCGUGGUCGCGGCGGCGCGCGGCGGCGAUGAGGCGCUCGCAGGUGCGCUCCUCCUCCCCGCGCUCCGCGCCGCUCGACGCGCACAGGCACUGCGGACACACCCCAUGUUAUACCUCCUCAUAUCGCCUCGCCGAGUACUAUAUGUUCAAGGGUUUUCUAUGACUGGAUUCUAG
Arctia plantaginis is the source of this 9279-nucleotide messenger RNA. Lineage: Eukaryota; Metazoa; Arthropoda; Insecta; Lepidoptera; Erebidae. The record is from the annotation of a GenBank genome assembly.